CUGAGCGCGGGCGAGCGAGGCACUAAGGCGAGGCUGCCACACACACACACGCACAUACACACCGUCCUGCGGAAGAGAAAGACAGAGAGAGAGAGAGAGAGAGGCGAGCGGUGUACGGGACGUAACCACUUAGUUGCUGUUCAGCUGGUUUGAAGGCAUACGACUUUUGUCCCCCCUCCCCUUGUCUUUGAAAACGGAUUGGUUUUGAAGUGAACAGCAUCCAAUCUCAGCACGUAGCCUAUAGCUACCCAACUCCGGAGAGGAGAGGCAGGGGGGCCGGUAGAGGACAGCUUGCGCUUCUCAAAGCUACUACAAGACAUGUCACUGCUCUGUGUCGGGGUGAAAAAAGCCAAGUUUGAUGGACCCCAAGAGAAGUUUAACACCUACGUGACACUGAAGGUCCAAAAUGUGAAGAGCACCACUAUCGCAGUCCGCGGCAACCUGCCCAGCUGGGAGCAGGACUUCAUGUUUGAGAUCAACCGGUUGGAUCUGGGCCUGACGGUGGAGGUGUGGAAUAAGGGGCUGAUCUGGGACACCAUGGUGGGCACGGUCUGGAUCCCGCUCCACAGCAUACGCCAGUCCAAUGAGGAGGGCCCAGGGGAGUGGCUGACUCUGGACUCCCAGGUCAUCAUGGCCGACAACGAGAUCUGCGGAACUAAAGAACCCACGUUCCACCGCGUUCUGCUGGACACACGCUUCGAGCUGCCACUGGACAUCCCAGAGGAGGAGGCUCGAUACUGGGCUAAAAAACUGGAACAGCUCAACGCCAUGAGGGACCAGGAUGUUGAACAGGAGAGACCACUACCGGUACCAGGCACACAAUGCUGUAAUUGGAGUCUAUGGGGAGACCAGCAAAACGAGGACCCGGACAGCGCGGUGGACGACCGGGACAGUGACUACCGCAGCGAGACCAGUAACAGCAUCCCGCCGCCCUUCUACACCACGUCCCAGCCCAACGCCUCCGUCCACCAGUACCCCAUGGGCCACAGCCACCGCAGCUCCACCCGAGACUCCUACUCCCGCUCCACCAACAGCUGCGACCUCGACUACGACCAGCACAGGGCCAUCAGUCCCACUGGUAGCUAUGCUUCGUCUGCGGAGCUGAGUCGCUGCAGCUCCCAACUGAGCGAGGAGUUCGCCGGCGACUAUGGCGAGCGCGAACUCUACGACGAGAAUGACUCCUACCACUCCUGCCACUCGUCCGUCAGCUACAGCAAGGGCUCGCCCGACUGGGACCCCGAUGAGACGCACGUCGCCGGUGCCUACUCGGACGAGGGUGGCUACAGCAAAGAUGGCGGAGAGGAAGGUGCACUGUACGAGGAGGAGGACGGUGACCUCCUCUAUGGUGCGGACAAUCUCUACGAGGGCGAGGAGGAGGAGGUCAUGUACGAGGAUGAGGAGCUGGACUACCCGCUGGACGGCACGCUCAGUGAGGACCAGGAGCCGCCCUACACACCCACGCCCACCGGCACCGCGUCCAGGACGCUCGACGUGCCCCCAGGCGGCACCACCAACACUUCCGCUGUCAACGCCGCCGCCUCUAGGCCCCCACUGGAGAAGCAGGCCUCCAUGCACGAGCCCCACCCUCCACAAGGGCCAACUGCCCCAGGCCAGCCUCCUGCACAGAACCAGGCCCAGGCCCAGGGCCCAGCCCAGCCCGGACCCCCUCGCACUGCCCAGCCUCAGCAGUCCACCAAGCCCCCCACCCAGGCUGCGCCGCCACCACAGCCGACCUCCACGGGUCCCAUCCCCUCCGUCCAGUCCUUCUUCGCCAUGGCCAAGCCGCUAGCCGGGGUGUUCGGUCUGGGCAUGUCCUCUAGCCCUCCCCAGCCCUCGGCACCUGCUCCCAAACCUGCCGCCCCAGCAGGCCAGCCUCCACCUAUAGCCCAGCAGCAGCAGCAGCAGGCUCCACCAGGCGCUAAUGCUGGACCAGCUGCCCAAGCUAAUGCAGCUCCUGGUGGGCCUGGUGGUCCAGGGCUGCCCACUGGUGGUCAGUUGAAACCCACAGGCUCCACAGGCCAGCUGGCUCCAGCCCAGGGCUCCCCAGCUGGACAGGGAUCCGUGGGGCCCACGACAGCUAAACCCACCACUCCUCCCUCGGAGGAAUCCCAGUUCAGAGAGGAGCCCCCUCUAACUGAUGAGCCGCCUCUCACAGAUGAGCUACCGCCCCUGGAGGAGGAGGAGGAGUACCCGCCGGAGCUAAGGGAAAGCCCCCUUCAAUCCCCUACAGCAGAUGCUGAGGCUGAGCCACAACCGGAACCAGAGAGUGAGCCGGUGCCAGAGGAGCCACGGGAGCCCGUGGACCCUGCGGUCCGUGCUAAAGAGAACUGGCUAAGGAUCUUCAACAAGGUCCGCCAGCAGCUGCAGGAGGAACGUGGAGAAACUUCCCAGUCUCUGUGGUUUAAAGGGGGCAUGAUGGGAGGGGCAUUAUACAGUAUUGACAGCAUGCCGGACCUGCGCAAGAGGAAGGCCAUCCCACUGGUCAGAGACCUGGCAUCAGGGAUCAUGUCUCUAGUCCAGAACUCACGCAAAGCAGGCAUCACCUCUGCCAUGGCCAGCAGCACUCUAAACAAUGAGGAACUGAAGAGCCAUGUGUACAAGAAGACACUGCAGGCUCUGAUCUACCCCAUCUCCUGCACCACGCCACACAACUUCGAGGUGUGGACGGCCACCACGCCCACCUACUGCUACGAGUGCGAGGGCCUGCUAUGGGGCAUCGCCCGCCAGGGCAUGCGCUGCUCCGAGUGCGGCGUCAAGUGCCACGACAAGUGCCAGGACCUGCUCAACGCAGACUGCCUACAGAGAGCAGCGGAGAAGAGUUCUAAGCACGGUGCGGAGGACCGGACACAGAACAUCAUCAUGGUUCUGAAGGACCGCAUGAAGAUCCGUGAGCGGAACAAGCCGGAGAUCUUCGAGCUCAUUCAGGAGGUGUUCGCCGUGGAGAAGGGAAUCCAUGGAGCGCAGAUGAAAACAACCAAACAGAGUGUGCUCGAUGGGACCUCCAAGUGGUCCGCCAAGAUCAGCAUCACAGUGGCGUGUGCACAGGGUCUGCAGGCGAAGGAUAAGACCGGCUCCAGUGACCCCUAUGUGACCGUACAGGUGGGCAAGACCAAGAAGAGGACCAAGACCAUCUACGGCAACCUCAAUCCAGUCUGGGAUGAGAGCUUCCAUUUUGAGUGCCAUAACUCGUCCGACCGUAUUAAAGUGCGUGUGUGGGACGAGGACGAUGACAUCAAGUCCCGUGUGAAGCAACGCUUCAAGAGGGAGUCUGACGACUUCCUGGGUCAGACCAUCAUCGAGGUGCGCACCCUCAGCGGAGAGAUGGACGUCUGGUACAACCUUGAUAAGCGUACUGAUAAGUCAGCUGUGUCUGGAGCAAUCAGGAUGCACAUCAAUGUGGAGAUCAAAGGAGAAGAGACUGUGUCCCCCUACCAUGUGCAGUACACAUGUCUACAUGAGCACAUCUUCCACUACAUGACGGAGGAGAAGAAUGCUGGGGCAGUGGUCAUCCCAGACGCUAAGGGCGAUGACGCCUGGAAGGUGUACUACGACGAGACGGCACAGGAGAUUGUGGACGAGUUCGCCAUGCGCUACGGUGUAGAGUCCAUCUACCAGGCCAUGACUCAUUUUGCGUGCCUGUCAUCUAAGUACAUGUGCCCGGGUGUCCCUGCGGUCAUGAGCACGCUACUGGCCAACAUCAAUGCCUACUACGCCCACACCACCCAGUCCUCCAACAAUGUCUCUGCCUCCGACCGCUUCGCUGCGUCCAACUUCGGGAAAGAGAGGUUUGUGAAGCUCCUGGAUCAACUGCACAACUCCCUGAGGAUUGACCUCUCCAUGUACAGGAAUAAUUUCCCUGCCAGUAGUCCAGAGAGACUGCAGGAUCUGAAGUCCACAGUAGACCUGCUGACCAGUAUCACCUUCUUCAGGAUGAAGGUCCAGGAGCUGCAGAGUCCCCCAAGGGCGAGCCAGGUGGUAAAGGACUGUGUGAAGGCCUGUCUCAACUCCACCUACGAGUACAUCUUCAACAACUGCCACGAGCUUUACGGCCGGGAGUACCAGACCGACCCGUCAAAGUCGGCUUCUUCUGAGGAGCAGGGACCCAGCAUCAAGAACCUGGACUUCUGGUCCAAACUAAUCACCCUCAUCGUGUCCAUCAUUGAGGAAGACAAGAACUCAUACACACCCUGCCUCAACCAGUUCCCUCAGGAGCUCAAUGUGGGGAAGAUCAGCGCUGAAGUGAUGUGGAACAUGUUUGCUCAGGACAUGAGAUAUGCCAUGGAGGAGCAUGAGAAGAACCGUCUGUGUAAAAGUGCUGACUACAUGAAUCUGCACUUUAAAGUCAAGUGGCUCUAUAACGAGUACUGUAAGGAGCUGACCACCUUCCAGAAAAGGGUUCCAGAGUAUCCUGCGUGGUUCGAGCCAUUCGUCAUCAUGUGGUUGGAUGAGAAUGAAGAAGUGUCCAGAGAUUUCCUCCAUGGGGCCUUAGUGAGGGACCAGAAGGAUGGAUUCCAGGUGACGUCCGAGCACGCUCUGUUCUCCUGCUCUGUGGUGGACGUCUUCUCCCAGCUGAACCAGAGCUUUGAGAUCAUCCGCAAGCUAGAGUGCCCUGACCCACAGAUUGUGGGCACCUACAUGAAGAGAUUCGCCAAGACAAUUGGCAAUGUCCUUCUAUCCUAUGCUGACAUCAUCACCAAGGACUUCCCUAAUCACUGUUCCAAGGAGAAAGUGCCUUGCAUCAUCAUCAAUAACAUCCAGCAGCUCCGAGUUCAACUGGAGAAGAUGUUUGAAGCCAUGGGAGGAAAAGAUCUGAACGUGGAGGCCAGUGACUUUUUGAAGGAGCUGCAGGUGAAGUUGAAUAAUGUGAUGGAUGACCUCAGCCGAGUUUUUGCUGUCAGUUUCCAGCCCCACAUCGAGGAGAAGGUGCGUGAGAUGGGAGACAUCCUGAGCCAGGUGAAGGGCACCAAUGUCCCUGCCAAUGGCAACGGCAGCAUUGCCACAGAUGCAGACAACGUGCUCCAGCCCAUCAUGGACUUCCUGGACAGCAAUCUGUCUCUGUUUGCUAAGAUUUGUGAAAAGACAGUACUGAAGAGAGUCCUUAAGGAGCUGUGGAAGUUGGUCAUGAACACCAUGGAGAAAACCGUUGUGCUGCCCCAACUCACUGACCAAACGGGCACACAACUCAUCUUUAAUGCUGCCAAGGAGCUGGGUCAGCUCUCCAAACUCAAGGAGCACAUGGGACGAGAGGAGGCCAAAGCCCUGUCACCCAAACAGUGUGCGGUCAUCGAGCUCGCCCUGGACACUAUCAAGCAAUACUUCCAUGCGGGUGGAGUGGGUCUGAAGAAGACCUUCCUGGAGAAGAGCCCUGACCUGCAGUCUCUGCGCUACGCCCUGUCCCUCUACACGCAGGCCACCGACAAGCUCAUCCGCAAGUUCAUCCAGUCGCAGCACACUCAGGUCCAUGGAGGUAAAGGUAAAAGGUACACAGCCAACGAGGAGACUUUACCAGAGAAAGCCUCAGGAGUGGAUGACCAGGUUGGAGAAGUCUGCAUGAAUGUAGAGCUCUUCACCGACCCAGGAAAUGGAGCCAACAAGAUCAACAUCAAAGUGGUGUCAGCCAAUGACCUGCGCUGGCAGACCCGUCCGUUCCGUCCAUUCGUUGAGGUCUACAUCAUUGGUCCUCACCUGAGCGAUAAGAAGCGCAAGUUUGCCACCAAGUCCAAGAACAACAGCUGGUCGCCCAAGUUCGCUGAAACCUACCAGUUUACCCUGGGUACAGAGCUGGGCCCGGAGGACUAUGAGAUGCAGGUGGCGGUGAAGGACUACUGCUUUGCGCGGGAGGACCGUACAGUGGGCAUGACCGUGCUGCAGCUGAGGGAGCUUUCGUCACGCGGCAGCGCCACCUGCUGGCUGCCGCUGGGCAAGCGUGUGCACAUGGACGAGACCGGCCUCACCGUGCUACGCAUCCUCUCGCAGCGAAACAACGACGAGGUUGCCAAGGAGUUCGUCAAGCUCAAGUCUGACCAGCGCUCUGCCGAGGAGGGACGCGCCAGCUAAGGGGCAACCGUCGCCACAGCAACAAGACCCCCCAGCCAUGCCCAUCACCUGAUGGACGGCCCAAUGACCUUUGACCUUUCUUGAUGCCACCCCCGAACUCCCCGCACCUUACGUUACCCCUGAUUCCACACCACUGGGUUCUGUUGGGGUCGGGGGUGGGACAGGACAAGAGGGCUCAAAAGGUCAUAUCUGCCCCUGGCAACAUUCGAGAAUAUGUGCAAUACACAUGUGGAUGCAUUCUCUAUCUCUCUCACACACACACACACAUUCACACAUGGACACGCGCUACGCACACACACACACCAGUGGAGCUCAGCUCAGUAAGUCAGUGCACCAUCUCAGUUGAGAAUGGGUUGCCAUGGCAAUACUUUAAUCCCUGUAUUUUAUAAAUAGAUUUAUUUGUUUUCUUUAUUCUUUGACUUCUUUUAAUCACAGGGCUACUACCAUUAUGAGUUAACAACAAACAUUGAUAAAGAAUUAAUAAUUAUUUAAUAAAUACAAGCCACUCUCCAGCUAUUAACAUCUGCUAAUAAUAAUAAUAUGUUAAUAACUGGGGUGCCACUCAGCUUGCUGUCUGGCACUGAAAUGUAACUAGCAAUGAGUGUGUGUCUCUCUCUCUCCUGAGCACUGUGGACGGCCCAGCACUCUGGCUCCCCGCACACUACCGCCCCUCUGCCCUCUGGACCCUCCUGCUUCGGACUGCUCUGCCUCAAGCACAGAAACACACCCGCUCCUGCCAGUGCCCCGAUUCCCCACCCUCUGGACACACACACAUAUACUGAACUCUCAAACCACUUCCUGAAAAAGAACCCUAGGGGUGGGACUUUUAUUUUGACAGAAAAUGUACUUGGCCUUUUUUUUUGCAUGUUCUAUGGUAUAGCCACAGCCUUGCCACAUCCUGUGUGUUCUCUCUUGUCUGUGUUUGUGUGUGUGUGUGUGUGUGUGUGUGUGUUCUCUCUGUGCUGUUCUUCUCUGUUAAUUAAUGUCCUUCAACAUUGUGUCUUUUUUCACCUGCUGGUUUGCUUCCUCAUGACACAUACACACACACACUUUAUUAUAUCUCUACUAAAUCUCUUGUUCUUGUACAGACACACACACACACACACACACACACACACACACACAC
Messenger RNA from Alosa sapidissima (American shad), 7183 nucleotides. Its product is annotated as protein unc-13 homolog A-like. NCBI's taxonomy places the organism in Eukaryota, Metazoa, Chordata, Actinopteri, Clupeiformes, Clupeidae. Bases 319 to 6057 code for a protein of 1912 amino acids. The transcript is spliced from 42 exons. The record is from RefSeq and is a predicted model, not a curated record. Gene Ontology annotation, biological process: neuromuscular junction development; dense core granule priming; presynaptic dense core vesicle exocytosis. Gene Ontology annotation, cellular component: synaptic vesicle membrane; presynaptic active zone cytoplasmic component; plasma membrane. Gene Ontology annotation, molecular function: phospholipid binding; calmodulin binding; calcium ion binding.